AUGUUUUCUCAUCCUAAAAACAGUAUCGUCUUAAAUGCAGGUGACCCAAUUCCUCCUCCACCUGGAUGCGAGAUAGGCCGUGAUAAAAGACCGCCGCCAAUGAUUUUAACGUAUCAUAAAGAUACGAAAGGAUACACUCCUAAACAAGUUAAAGAAAUGAUUGACGCAAAAAACAAAUACAAACAAGAAUGCGAAAUCGUUGAAGUACAAAGAGAGUUAGCUCGCUUUGAAUCUAGAAUGAAUCCUAGCAAGAAAGGAAAAUAUCCAAUGCCAUCUUAUCCAGCACCACCAAAAAUCGAUGAUGAUCUCGUUAAUGCAUUCAGUGAGCCUGAAGCAACGAAGUUUUACGAUUUUCCAAUUCCUCAAAACCCUUUGAAGCAAAAGAAAGAAUGUCAUCAUACAGAAGUACAUAUGGCUCGUGGUUGCCCGUGCUGCAAUCCCGAAAAAUAUUCCGAAAUCAAACCAAGAACAGCAAGAUCUCAAUUAACAACUACAAGAACAAUAGAUGUCAAUCCAAAGAAAAAGGAGGAAAUGCCAUAUCAAAUUGGAAACUCUUACUGGAAUGUUCUUGAUGAAACAUCAGUUCCUGAACGUCCGAAAACCCAUAGAAACAUCCAAAAAAAUCGUCCUCAAUUUUCGAUGCUUAGAACUGGUCCAAGGCCAGGCGGAAUUCCAAUUGUUCUUGAUGAUCUUGCAGCAUCAAGGGCUCGCGGUGAGGAAGACUACAGAAGAAGAUGCUCUAAACUAGAUGACCAAGAAAUGCAAAAGAGAGAAGAAGAAUUGAGAAAAAGAUCAGAAACAAGCAGAUUGAAGUCAUCAAGAAGAGAUCAACAAAUGAGGACUAUAUCCGCAUUGAGUGGUCAAGCUUGGGCUACUGGAAAGACUUUAUCUAGAACAGGAUCAAGAAAUGAAACAAAAAGAGAAAUUAAAGUUGAAAAAGAGAAAUUACCUAAAGAUGUUGAAGAAGAUCUUAAAAGAGUGGCUGAAUAUGAUGAUAAGAUAUACUAUGAACGAAAGAAAGCUCAACAACCAGCUGAUGAAUUGGAAAGAUUAAUCAUGUUGGCUGGAUUGCAAGUUUAA
Molecule: messenger RNA, 1080 nt
Organism: Trichomonas vaginalis G3
Lineage: Eukaryota; Parabasalia; Trichomonadida; Trichomonadidae
Exons: 1
Coding region: 1-1080 (359 amino acids)
Source: RefSeq, a predicted model, not a curated record